AUGGCGUCAAAUCUCCCAGCCCAGCCAAAUCUCCGGGUCACGAUUAUCGCGGCUGACGGCUUGUACAAACGAGAUGUCUUUCGAUUCCCCGAUCCGUUCGCCGUGGCUACUGUUGGAGGAGAGCAAACACAUACAACUUCCGUGAUUAAGAAGACCCUCAAUCCUUAUUGGAAUGAGCCAUUCGACUUGAAAGUCAAUGAGGACAGUAUUCUCGCGAUCCAGAUCUUCGACCAGAAGAAAUUCAAGAAGAAGGACCAGGGUUUCCUCGGAGUCAUCAAUGUUCGCAUCGGCGAUGUCAUUGAUUUGUCGAUGGGUGGUGAUGAAAUGCUCACGCGUGAUUUGAAAAAGUCAAAUGAUAACCUUGUGGUCCACGGAAAAUUGAUCAUUAAUCUAUCAUCAAACCUCAGCACUCCGCACCCCAAUCAGAAUGGCCUCCAGCGUCAACAGGCCCAGACGUCGACAUCGAGCGGCCUUGUGCCUCAGGUUGCCGCAUCAACUCCGCAAUCGCAAGCAGGCCCGAGCAAUCUUGAUUCAUCUACUGCCGCAGAUUCGAGUUUAACAGCCGCCCUUUCAAGCUUAUCAUUGAACCAGCGUAGCCCGUCGACCGCUCCGCCAGCCGGCGCCCCUCCCCCGUCGAAUGGAGCUCCUACUAAUCCCCCUGGACCCAGCGCCCCUUCUCGCGCCAACCUCAGCUCCUUUGAGGAUAGCCAGGGUCGACUCCCUGCCGGUUAUGAGCGUCGCGAGGACAACUUGGGACGAACAUAUUAUGUGGAUCACAACACUCGCACCACGACUUGGUCACGACCAUCCGCCAACUACAACGAGCAUGCCCAGCGUUCGCAGCGCGAAGCCAACAUGCAGCUCGAACGUCGGGCCCAUCAGAGCAGAAUGCUUCCGGAAGACCGAACUGGCGCCAGUUCACCGAACCUACCGGAUGCACAGCAGAUACCUACGCCACCGCCCGGGCCUACCGCAGGAACCUCUCUCGCAACUGGAGCCCCGGCUGGCUCCAACGCUGCUGCGGUCUCCAUGAUGGCAACGGGAGCCACCACUGCAGGUACAGGGGAGCUUCCACCAGGGUGGGAACGAAGAGUGACGCCCGAGGGACGACCCUACUUUGUGGACCACAACACGCGCACUACGACAUGGGUUGAUCCUCGCCGACAACAGUACAUUCGCAUGUAUGGCCAGGGCCAGACCACUGGAGGCGCGAACAAUACCACUAUUCAACAGCAGCCCGUAUCCCAAUUGGGUCCUCUCCCAAGCGGUUGGGAGAUGCGUCUGACCAACACUGCGCGAGUAUAUUUCGUUGACCACAACACCAAGACAACUACAUGGGAUGACCCACGGUUGCCAUCCUCCUUGGAUCAAGGCGUGCCUCAGUACAAGCGUGACUUCCGACGCAAGCUUAUCUACUUCCGAUCCCAACCCGCGUUGCGCAUCAUGUCCGGACAAUGCCACGUCAAGGUUCGUCGUAAUAACAUUUUCGAGGAUUCCUAUGCCGAGAUUAUGCGGCAGAGCGCCUCCGAUCUUAAGAAGCGCUUAAUGAUCAAGUUCGAUGGUGAAGAUGGUCUCGACUAUGGCGGUCUUUCACGUGAAUUCUUCUUCCUUCUCUCUCACGAAAUGUUCAAUCCUUUCUACUGUCUCUUCGAAUAUUCUGCCCACGAUAAUUAUACCUUGCAGAUUAAUCCCCACUCGGGCGUGAACCCCGAGCAUCUCAAUUACUUCAAGUUCAUCGGUCGAGUGGUUGGUCUGGCUAUCUUCCACCGUCGUUUCUUGGACUCCUUCUUCAUUGGAGCUUUCUACAAAAUGAUGUUGCGGAAGAAGGUUACUCUUCAGGAUAUGGAGGGUGUGGACGAGGAUCUGCACCGGAACUUGGCAUGGACACUGGAUAAUGACAUUGACGGAAUUGUGGAACUCACAUUCUCGGUCGACGAUGAGAAGUUUGGCGAGCGUCGCACUAUUGAUUUGAUACCCGGUGGCCGGGAUAUUCCCGUCACCAAUGAGAACAAGCCACAGUACAUUGAGUUGGUUACGGAAUGGAAGAUCGUGAAGCGAGUCGAGGAGCAGUUCAAUGCCUUCAUGUCAGGAUUCAAUGAGCUGAUUCCUCCCGACCUUGUCAACGUCUUUGACGAGCGUGAGCUCGAGUUGCUCAUCGGUGGUAUCGCCGAUAUUGAUGUCGAGGAUUGGAAGAAACACACCGACUACCGCGGUUACCAGGAGCAGGACGAGGUCAUCCAGAACUUCUGGAAGAUCGUUCGCACCUGGGAUGCUGAGCAAAAGUCUCGUCUUCUCCAGUUCACCACUGGUACCUCGCGUAUCCCCGUCAAUGGAUUCAAGGAUCUGCAGGGCUCUGAUGGUCCCAGGCGCUUUACUAUUGAGAAGUCUGGUGAUCCUGCUGCGUUGCCCAAAUCCCACACUUGCUUCAAUCGUCUUGAUCUUCCUCCUUACAAGACGCACGAAGCCCUCGAGCACAAAAUGUCUAUCGCUGUGGAGGAAACGCUUGGCUUUGGACAAGAAUAG
Molecule: messenger RNA, 2523 nt
Organism: Penicillium paradoxum
Lineage: Eukaryota; Fungi; Ascomycota; Eurotiomycetes; Eurotiales; Aspergillaceae
Product: NEDD4 family E3 ubiquitin-protein ligase
Exons: 10
Coding region: 1-2523 (840 amino acids)
Biological process (GO): ubiquitin-dependent protein catabolic process
Molecular function (GO): ubiquitin protein ligase activity; protein binding
Source: RefSeq, a predicted model, not a curated record